Molecule: messenger RNA, 853 nt
Organism: Durusdinium trenchii
Lineage: Eukaryota; Dinophyceae; Suessiales; Symbiodiniaceae
Source: the annotation of a GenBank genome assembly
CUUCGGUACACCAACCCGCCCGGCCCGGAUGGCCCUCGGCCAUGGAGCUGGAGCGCCGACGCUACGGCCUCUUGGGGGAUUCUUCGCUCUACACCAAGCGAGGCAACAACAAGCGGACACACAUCAAGCCUGAUCUCCAGCUGCUGUUGCACGAGGAGGUCGAUGUCAUCGUAUGCCCUGGUGGUGGAGUGAAGGAGUUCAUUCUUCACCUUACGCAUCCGCGGAGCUAUGAAGUUCUUGGCAUCAGCUACUUCGGGAAUGAACACACUGGAGUGCCGAUGGACGAGCAGCACCACGGUCAGAUGUGGGCUCGGUGCUUCGAGCUGCUGAGGGAAAAGGCGGACUAUGUGGUCUUCUUCAUGGGAGGUUUCGCGGCCAAGUACGGCUACUUCCAGCCAUAUGAUGACAACAUGAGCAAGAUUAGGAACUGGGCAUACGAUCAAGGCUUUGAGGUGAGAACAGACUUUGACCAGGUCCAAUCCUGGCCGUUGUCGCACGACAACCUCCACUUUUCACGCGAAGUUCACGAAGAGCUCGUGUCCUACUGGGCGAGCCUCUUGCAGAGCCGUGUGAGGUCCAGACCCUCCAGGCCUUCCAGAUGCGCAUCCAUGCCGCCCGCCGCCAUGCGGGUUCCAUGCGAAGUGCGCCCCCUGCACCCGCCGGUGGCAGCGAAGCCCGCGCCGGUGCGCAUGGUGCCACCGGUGCGGCCGGUGGCGGCGGUGCCGCUGGUGCCACUGGAACCGUCGGCGACGGUAACUUGAAAUUGGAAUUCCAUGCGAUGGGAAUUGCUAACUAGGAACAAGAAGCUACUAGGGGCUCCUGGCAUCACUACUAGGAACAAGAAGCUACUAGG